This is a messenger RNA of Phalaenopsis equestris, 3019 nucleotides long. RefSeq names its product zinc finger CCCH domain-containing protein 67-like. The record is from RefSeq and is a predicted model, not a curated record. The transcript has 15 exons. Gene Ontology annotation, molecular function: mRNA binding; metal ion binding. The coding region runs from base 257 to 2848 and encodes 863 amino acids. NCBI's taxonomy places the organism in Eukaryota, Viridiplantae, Streptophyta, Magnoliopsida, Asparagales, Orchidaceae.
CAUCGCCCCCUUCUCGCCGCCUUGAAUUUGAUCCAAGCUUGUGCUUUGUAUCAUCGUUUGUCUUUUUAUGAUAUUCUUUCUUCAUGUUGAUUUGCUUGCUCGAAUUAAUAUUUUUUAGUUGACGAAAUUGGCAACAUUUAUUUAUGAUGGAGUUUCUCCCAGGAUCUAUACUUCUUUUUUUUCUCUUUUUUCUUUUGAAUCUUAAACCUAACCUGGCUAGAAGUACUUUUGGUUACUGCUCUCGUCAUGAACACUUAUGGUCAUCUCUCAAUGCUUGAAAUGGGUGAAAGUUCAGGCUACCUAUAUGGGACUCUUAUCAUUGUUUGAAAAACUAAAUUUACGUUUUGGCAUGCCUUACAUGCCUAAGACCACAUCAGCCCCUACAAUGGAGGCUAAAGAAUUCAAGGAAGUGGAACAAGUCAGUACAGUUCCCUUGGCUGGAGAUCACCAUGAGAUCGUUGGUGUGGACAAGGAUACAAGAGUCAGAAACGAUGAGACAGGAUCCUGCAAGUUUGGGAUGGAUUGCAAAUGUAAUCAUGCCUCAAGGGAGGAAAAUGUGGAAGGAAAGCUAGAGAAAGUUGUUUUAGGACAGAGAAGUCUUACAAAAUUAAAGGGUGACAGGAAACAAGGAAACAUUGCUUCCUCAGAAAAAUUUGGACAAAUGGAAUGUAAGUUUUAUUUAUCGCCUGGAGGUUGCAAAUCUGGUAAUGACUGUAGAUUCCGUCACAAUGUGCAGCUAAACUUCAUGGGAUUGCCAAUACGUCCGGGUGAGAAAAUGUGUCUGUUUUACAUGCGCACUGGCGGCUGCAAGUUUGCAGGCAGUUGUAGGUUUCAUCACCCAGAUCCUAUAGCUGUCGUUGGCGACUCUUUUCAAGAUCUUAACAUUGAUGUGCCUUCUCAGCAAAAUGGUCAAGUAGAACAAUUGUAUAAGACACCAAAGCCCUUAGGAAACACUUCAACUGAACAAACGGCCUUAUUAAGCCCUUUAACACCUAACCAGGGACUCCAGCAAAAUGAGCAUUGGAAUGGAAAUCAGAUUUCCUCAAGUCCAUUGCAUGCUCGAGAGAUGAAUAGAAAUGAAUUUAAUGGCGGUGUGAAGUCACAGCAAUUUGAUGAAUACCCUCAAAGGCCGGGUGAGCCUGAGUGUCAGUAUUUUACAAAAACUGGUUGCUGCAAGUUCAAAUCAUCAUGCCAAUAUCAUCAUCCAAAAUCAAAGUAUUGCGAUCCCAUAGAACAUUUGUGUGUGACACCAUUAUCUUUAGAAAACACUUUGGAGGAACAAACAGCCAUUUUAGGGCCGUCAUUGUCUUAUGUUCCAAACCUGUUUACGCCUAACCAGGGAUUCAAAUCAAACUCUCAAUGGAAUGAAAAUCAGGCUAUCAGAAGUCUAUUGCAUCCUCCAGACAUAAGAACAACUGAUAGACAGCAAGAAUUAUCUAUCAUGGAUGCUGCAUCUGAAUUCAGCGGUGGUGAGCCACAACAAUUUGAUGAAUACCCUCAAAGGCCCAGCGAACCUGAGUGCCAAUAUUUUAUGAAAACUGGAUACUGCAAGUUCAAAUCAGCUUGCCGAUAUCAUCAUCCAAAAUCAUAUCUUAGUUCCUGGAGACCUGCAAGCAACAAUAGUGUCCCUUUGCAACAAGAUGAUUCCAUAGAACAGUUGUGUGAGAUAACAUUACCGUCGGAAAACACUUCAAAUGAUCAAACAACAUUUUUAUGUCCAUCAUCAUCUAGUACUCCCGGUCAGGCGAAUGUGCAAUGGAAUGGUGAUCAGACUUCCCCAAGUCCAUUGCAUGCUAGAGAGAUGAAUAUAAAUGAAUUUAAAGGCGGCGUGCAGUCACAAGUUGAUGAAUACCCUCAAAGGCCUGGUGAGCCUGAGUGCCAGUUUUUUAUGAAAACUGGAUACUGCAAGUUCAAAUCAGCACGCCGAUAUCUUCCAAAAUUAAAGUGUAGAGGUCCUGUAGAACAAUUGGGUGGAACAUUAUUACCAUCAGAAAAUACUUCAGAGGAACAAGAAGCCGUUUUAGGCCUUUCAUCAUCUAAAGUUCCAGACCUGUUUACGCCUAACCAGGGAUUGGAGUCAAACGCACAAUGUAAUGAAAAUCAGACUGUCACAAGUCUAUUGCAUGCUCCGGACAUAAAAACAAUUGACCAACAGCAAGAAUUAGUUAGCAAGGAUGCUGCAUCUGAAUUCAGCGGUGGUGAGCCACAACAAUUUGAUGAAUACCCUCAAAGGCCCAGCGAACCUGAGUGCCAAUAUUUUAUGAAAACUGGAUACUGCAAGUUCAAAUCAGCUUGCCGAUAUCAUCAUCCGAAAUCAAAUCUUAGUUCCCUGAGCUUGUCACUUAGACCUGCAAGCAACAAUAGUGUCCCUUUUCGGCAAGAUGAUCCUGUAGAACAGUUGCGUGAGAUAACAUUACCUUUGGAAAACACUUCAAAUGAUCAGACGGCCUUUUUAUGUCCAUCAUCAUCUGAUGUUCCCAGUCAGGUGAACGUACAAUGGAAUGUUGAUCAGAUGGCCACAAGUCCAUUGAAUCCUCCGGAAAUAAAAAUGAAUUUAAAAGUUCAAGAAUUAGCCAACAAGGAUACUGCUCAUGAAUUUUAUGGCCGUGUGGAGUCGCAACAAAUUGAUGAGUACCCUCAAAGGCCUGGUGAACCAGAGUGCCAACAUUUUAUGAAAACUGGAUACUGCAAGUUCAAAUCUGCAUGCAGAUUUCAUCAUCCCAAAUCAAAUAUCUGUUUCCUGGCCCGGCCUCUGAAACCUGAUAAGCCCAGUUGUACACACUACAGCCGUGGAAAUUGCAAAUUUGGAUCUGCUUGUAGAUUCAAUCAUCAUAUAGAGCAUGGUUGAGCAUCCGCGGCACCGGCGGCCAUCGCAGAAUACGGCUCCCAUCGAUAUAGAGAUUCACCGAUUGAUUGAACGAGAAAUUAAUGCAUUAGUUUCUGCUUUUUUGCUUUGAAAACUCUAAUGAUUGAAGAUGAAUAUGCCCCUUUUUUGGUAAAUUGGUAAAUAUUUGACUUC